AAAGAGGGAGAGUUUAAUACAAUUCGUUUCGGUCAGAGUUGGCGUUAGUUGAAAGAUUGCGUGCGUGCGUAAAAUAAUCCUAUUAACGGGCAUCAUGGAGACCUGUGGCAUGAGUUUUAUCAAAUAUCUUUUAUUCUUCUUCAAUCUCAUUUUCGCGAUAUCCGGAAUUGGUAUUAUAGUAGCAGGAGCAGUUGUCCUUGCGGAUGUGGGGGAGUUUAGUCAUUUUAUGGAAAAUCGAAUAUUGGCGCCACCAGUUGUUUUGAUUGUAGUCGGAGCAAUCAUAUUUAUUAUUGCCUUUUUGGGAUGCUUUGGAGCCAUCAGGGAAUCGUAUUACAUGUUGAUGGCGUUUGCUGUGUGUCUCUUGAUCGUUUUUAUCAUAGAAUUAGCCGUUGGUAUUGCUGCUGCUGUUUACAAGCAAGAUUUCGAAAUGGCAUUGAAGGAAAACCUCAAAAACUCUAUGAAAAACUAUAACAGCGAUUCAGAACGCCUUGCAUGGGAUAAUGCACAAAAGAAGCUUUCAUGUUGCGGUGUGGAAGGACCCAGAGACUGGCAAAGUGGAAUUCCAGCAAGUUGUUGCUAUGCAGAACAAAAGGGAAACGAGGAACCAAAUAAUUCAUGCGCUAGUUAUCAAAAAGGAGUGAACUAUCUCAGUACCGAAGGAUGUUACGAGAAAUUGGUAACUAAGGCAAGGUCGAGGGCAACCCUGCUGGUGGGAGUCGGCAUUGGUAUCGCAUUUAUACAAGUGAUUGGGAUAGUCCUGGCGUGUUGGUUGGCGACGGUUGUAAGACGCGAAGAAACGAAAGGCGCAUAAAUAAAAAUGUUGUACAAAUUAUAUAACGUUACGUGAUUCGUUCUCAUAUAAUUUAUAACUAUUAAGCUGUUCUAAAUUGUAUGUAUAUGUGUUUUGCUUUGAGUAAAUUGUUAAGGCUUAUAAAUAGAUGUGUGAAUUUUAAUGGACGGUGGCACCUCUGCAUUUAUUCAUUGUACUUUUUUACUUCAGUGUCAUAUGCAUGAAAAAAAUAAUGUUUGUUAUAGAUAUUUUACAUAAAUUUUGACUUGUUUGUGUUACAUUAUAUGAUGUGUGUUUUAAUAAAAUGAUAAAAAUGAA
This is a messenger RNA of Agrilus planipennis (emerald ash borer), 1108 nucleotides long. Its product is annotated as CD63 antigen. Gene Ontology annotation, cellular component: membrane. The coding region runs from base 95 to 811 and encodes 238 amino acids. The record is from RefSeq and is a predicted model, not a curated record. The transcript is spliced from 5 exons. Lineage: Eukaryota; Metazoa; Arthropoda; Insecta; Coleoptera; Buprestidae.